GCAUGCGCAGUGUUGGCGGCGGAACGGCCAGGGGAUGGUAAUGAUGGCGUGCUCAGCGGCUCGUGGUUCUGCGCGCUGGAUCUCUGUAGCGGUGUUUUCCUGCCCUCAGCGGACCGGCUCCGCUUUAACGCCCUGCUCUAAUGGACCGGCGGGUACUGCAGUCCGGUUCGGGAGCCGGUGGUUCUGGUCCGGGGUUGGUACGCCUCAGGACGGGGCGCGGAGAGCGGUGACAUUGAGCUGGCUGUCGGGUGGGAGCUCACUUCAGUCCAUCCCCAGGCUAUCAUUCCACACCAGUGCUGCUGCCAGUAAUAAACAGGACUUCUACCAGAUCCUGGGGGUGCCACGCACAGCUUCACAGAAAGAGAUUAAAAAGGCCUAUUACCAGAUGGCAAAGAAGUAUCAUCCAGACACCAACAAAGACGACCCUCAGGCCAAGGAGAAGUUUGCCCAGCUGGCUGAGGCUUACGAGGUUCUGAGUGAUGAAAUGAAGAGGAAGCAGUACGAUACGUACGGGUCGGCCGGGUUUGAUGGAGGACGGGCCGGAGCGAAUCAGCAGUACUGGAGCGGCGGGGGCAGCGUGGAUCCGGAGGAGCUCUUCCGCAAGAUCUUCGGAGAGUUUUCUGGAGCGCAGGGGUUUGGGGACUUCAGCUCCAUAUUCGGUCAGCCUCAGGAGUAUGUGAUGGAGCUGACCUUCACCCAGGCUGCUAAAGGAGUAAAUAAAGAAAUUACAGUUAAUAUUGACGGAACCUGCCAACGCUGUGAUGGCAAAGGUCAUGAACCCGGCUCCAAGAUCCAGCACUGCCACCAGUGCAACGGCUCAGGAAUGGAGACGGUGAACACCGGGCCGUUUGUGAUGCGCUCUACCUGUCGGAGGUGUGGGGGGCGGGGCUCAGUGGUCACCCAUCCAUGCACGUCCUGCCGCGGGACGGGCCAGACCAAGCAGAGGCGCACCGUUAUGGUACCUGUGCCAGCUGGUAUUGAGGAUGGACAGACUGUUAGAAUGCCGGUGGGAAAUAAAGAAAUCUUCAUCACAUUUAGGGUCCAGAAGAGUCCUGUGUUCAGGAGAGAUGGGCCAGACAUCCAUUCAGAAGUUCAGAUCUCUGUUGCUCAAGCCAUUUUAGGAGGGACAGUCCGAGCGCAGGGACUCUACGAGACCGUCAAUCUUUCUAUUCCUGCUGGCGUCCAGGCAGAUCAGAAAAUUAGGAUUUCUGGGAAAGGCAUCCCGCGAGUGAGUGGAUAUGGUUACGGUGAUCAUUACAUCCACUUAAAGAUCAAAGUCCCAAAGAAUCUGAGUGAUCGACAGCGUUCCCUGAUUAUGAGUUAUGCAGAAGAUGAAACAGAAGUGGAAGGAACUGUGAACGGUGUCACCACAACCACUGCAGGUAAAAGGUACACAGGAAACUGAGAGAGCAGGUUCAGGUGAUCAGGGAUGGCGAGGAUCAGGGCAGCUGCAGCAGAAAGUCUACAGAAGACUCGGACGUGGACACGGAAGAGAGUGUGUGGCAAGACUGAGUAUCCUCAAGCUUCUGGCCAAUCACAGCACAGAAGAGGUGGAUACCUUCUGGAUACACUGUUCCCGGUUCACUAGAGGAAGAUGCUGUUUUAAUAAAAGCCUCGAUAUCACAACCUUAUUUUAGAUUAUUAUGUGAGUAUGUAAAUGUGUGCAGUAUCUUUCCAGUCUGGAAUAAACUAAAAAGGACUUCUAGGAACAAGACAGUGGAUGUGUCCCAAUUGUGUACUAAUUACUAAUACUAAUUACUAGUGUUUGAGUAUGUAGUGUGUAUUUUAUAAAUACAAAAGUAUGUAUAUAAAGCUGAGUAUGCACAAAUAUCACAAUACAUACUCAAACGACUCAACUGAUCGAUUAUUUAAUAUUGGUUACAGUGGACACUAGAAGGGGAGGAGCUACUCGCAUCUGUAACAAUAGUGUAACAAAAGCAUGGUGGAUAACAGUGCACUGUAGCAUUUUACAUUUUAAUACAUUUAUCUAUUACAGCUUAGCAUUCCGCACCCAGAGCUCACUGGCAGGUAGUGAUGAGUGGUGUUAUCCACUGUGCCACACCAGCAAGAGAACAGAAGCAGUCACAUAUAUUGAAAUAUAUCCACAUUUUAUCACUGUGUGUUAGCAAAAAACAGGUUAGUGUGUUAAUAUUUAUUAUACCACAGUUAGUUCCGACCCUGCAAUGUGAUUGGCUAAGAGGCUGUGUGUUCUAUGAGUGCCAUUAUCAGCCGGUAAUGCACUGUAACCGAAGCUCCGAACCAUGUAUUACUCCGCCACAUACAGGUAACCUACAGGCAACAAUGCAGCGCUUACAAGCCAAACAGCGCAGCUACAAACAGAGCAGCAAUGGAACUAUUUUAACUGGCUGAGUGUUUAUAACCAAACAGAUUUCUCCAAAUUUCUCCUCUUCUUUAACUCAAAUUGUUUUAAUAAACAAUUGAUAAUUGAUAAUGGAACUGUGGAACUCGAGGUUUGUGCCUGUAUUACACGUUCUAGCAUUUCUUCUUGUGUAUUAUUGCUUAAGUAUACCAAGUAAUACCAAACCUGCACUAUUUAAUAUGAGUAUAGGGUCUAUACAUUCUAGUGUCAAUAGUGUCUAGUGUAAUAGUACACAAUUGGGACGCAGCCAUGAUGUUCCAGUACAGAAAAUCUACUUUUCUAUUUUCUCCAUUGAUUAUGCAGCACACUGUUGAUUAAACUAAUAAACUCUAUCUGUCUGAGGAGGGAAAACAAGUGCAUGUGGGCGGAGCUUGUACUCAGUUGAUGCCAGGAUUCUGUACAGUACAGUACAAUACAGUGAGUCCCUUAAUUGUUUUCUCAUGUCUUAACACUGAAUUAGGUGUGUGCAAACUUUGACUGGUACUGUAAACUGCAAACAAACAUACUAUUAAAAGUAAAUACAGUAAAUUGCAAAACAAUUACAGAGUAGACAAAGUAGAUCCUCAGAAUUUUUGUGAUAUUACUGUGUGUACAGUAUGCUAGGGCUGCACGUUAUUGAAGAAAAAUUUACAUUGCAAAUUGCAAAACGCUUUUUUGCGUCUGGACCAAUCAAGAGCUGAGUCAGGGCCGUGCUCAACUCAAAACCCGAGGAAAACAGCAAAACAACAGUAAUCGGCCCUUUAAUCAGGCAUUUAAAUGGCUUUUUAUAGGUAAAUAAAGAGUGUUUUUUCUGGGAUUAAAAGCGUGAAUUCAGCUGUAACUGGAAAUAUCUGCACUGCUAAACUGUGCUGGACUGAAGGGCACAGCUUUCCACACGUGCUCACGUUUACAAGCACGUGCCCAACCAUGUGGAUGGAGGCCAUUUGGUUACCUUAAAUUUACUCGUACUUGCGCUUCUCAGGCAGCAGCAGCCUGUCUCUCACACAGACACAGAGACAGCGCUGUGUAUCUACUUCUUGUCUCAAGAAUCAAGACAUUGCAACAUGACAUGUCUGAUUUAAUUGCCUUAAAAGUGACAUUGCACAUCCUGUGAUGUGACUAUUGUGCAUGCACAUAUCAUGAUGGCGAUGCUUAAACGAUAUAUCGUGCAGCCCUACCUGGUGUCAUCUUCAGAUCACAGAUUUUACUGAAAACAUGGCUGAAUAGGCUCGAUUCUGUCUGAUUAGCUCUGUACAGUAGCUCCAUUAUGCUAUUAUCUAUUAUAAAGCUGUCAGUGUGUGAAAAUGUACAUCCAUCUUUAAUAAUAGAAGAUGAGAUUAUAUAAAAUUAUAUAAAAGGUGUGUUAAAGUUUGUGAUCAAACAAAAAACACAAAGAGGAGAGCAGAGUUUCAGUUCAGUUAUGGUUUUAUUCCUCACAGAUCAAAAAGAAAAUUUACAGAGUUGGGUAGAGUGGUGUAGAAUAAUACAUAUUUCCUUAUUAUUAUUAUUAUUAUUAUUAAAAUUAUUAUUAUUGCCCAGUCUGAUUCACUCUUAUGUUAGCAAUAAGUUACUGUUGCAGAUGUUAAAGUCCCCCCUGUUCAACUACAAACAUAGUCCUCGUUUUUAAUAAACAAUAUGUGCAAUAUGUAGAAAAACGACAGAAAGAAUGAACUGCUGUCUUUAGCUUCUGAACGCUGCGGAGGAGGAGUAACAUACUGUGUUGUAAUAAAAUACUAUUACCCUUUAA
Messenger RNA from Astyanax mexicanus (Mexican tetra), 4106 nucleotides. It is a transcript of the gene dnaja3a, whose product is annotated as DnaJ heat shock protein family (Hsp40) member A3a. The transcript is spliced from 11 exons. Gene Ontology annotation, cellular component: mitochondrion. Gene Ontology annotation, molecular function: protein kinase binding; ATP binding; heat shock protein binding. Gene Ontology annotation, biological process: protein folding; response to heat; negative regulation of apoptotic process. The record is from RefSeq and is a predicted model, not a curated record. Bases 35 to 1405 code for a protein of 456 amino acids. Lineage: Eukaryota; Metazoa; Chordata; Actinopteri; Characiformes; Acestrorhamphidae.